AUGGAAUACAAAAGCGCAGGUCUGACGAUGCUUUCAGCGUCUGAACGUUACCGUCCAGUCGUGCCAGUGGUUAGUCGAGAAGUAGUAUUGAACAGUUAUUCUUGGGAGGCUUACAUAGAAAAAAUCUUGAAAAAUCUGAAUGAAAAGAAUGAUAUUGCUGCUCACUGUCCUGCUUAUUUCGUUCCAGUGCAUUAUUUCUACCAGGCGCCUUUUGCUGAGUAUAUGCAAUAUAUCGAUAGAUCAGUGAAAGUUGAAGUGACACUAUACGGUGACUACAAUCACAAUUCAGACUUCCUCAAGUUGUACUGGUUUGCUCGAGUCAUGAGAGUUAGAAUGUAUGGAAAAGAAUGUGAACAGAGUGAUUUUUGGGUCAAUAUCGGUUCUAAAGACAUUAAACCUGUUGGUUAUUGUGCAGAGAAUCCCGAAAGCCUAGCUUUAGUCCCACCAGAAGCGAUUCAUGAUCAGGUUGAAGAUUGGUCAGAAUUCAUUCUUCAUCAAAUACAUGCUUAUAGAACACUUGCUUUGAAUUGGCCUGAAGUACAAGUCCGAAAGCUCCAUCUUUCCAAAUUUAAGAAAGGGGAUCAUAUGGAACUAUUAGAUUCUUUGCUUUCUAAUCGAGUGAGACCAGCUUAUGUAAAAGACGUUAUUGGCAGUCGAAUAUGUGUUAUCGCUAAUGGGAUGUAUCUCAAACAUUCAGAGACCGCUGAAGGAAGUGAUUUUCAACUUACUGAAGGAGUCUGGAUGGAUCAAGACUCUCCCUUAAUUUUUCCAGUUGGAUGGGCACUGAAAGUUGGCUAUAAUUUGAUGGCAGAUGAAGAAUAUUUUAAGCAUGCAAAAGAAGUGGCACACGCAUGGAAAUUAGAUUCAAAUAACAUUCCAUAUGCUGAGUGGGAUGCGCAUCUGUCAUUAUUCAAAAUAUAUAGUAUCGAAGAAGUAAAAAAGGAAAUAUUUUGGAAACCGGGAAUGAAAGUAGCAACUGUACUUGAUAUUUUGGAUGAUGGCUUCCUCAAAAUUGGUUUUGACGGUGAUGACAUUGAAGAUACUGUCCCGCUACAUUACACUUCAGAUUUGCUGUUUCCGGUUGGUUACGCUGAAAAAUAUGGAAUACUAUUGAAAGGGCCAAAGAAUAUAGAAAUAUUUGACUGGAAGAAUUAUUUAGAACAAUGUCAACAAAUUGCUGCACCGGAGGAAUUGUUCCUCUCAUUUAAUGAAGAAGCAGUCAGCAAUUUUGCGAUCGGAUCGAAAUUGGAAGCAACAGAUAUGUGUGAACCGCACUUAAUAUGUCCGGCUACAAUAGCAUCACAUCAUGGACGUCUUUUACGAGUAAAAUAUGAUGGCUGGGAUGAAAGCUAUGACCAGUUAUUUGAUUACAGGUCGGCUAACAUUUUUCCUAUCGGAUGGUGUGAAAUGCAUUGCUACAAGCUUGAAGCGCCUGAAAGUUCAAACAUGACUCCUGAAUACGGGAGUGAUGAUGAUGGGGAUCAGAUAAGCAGUACAUGA
Thelazia callipaeda (thelaziosis nematode) is the source of this 1500-nucleotide messenger RNA. The record is from the annotation of a GenBank genome assembly. Lineage: Eukaryota; Metazoa; Nematoda; Chromadorea; Rhabditida; Thelaziidae.